This is a messenger RNA of Nicotiana tabacum (common tobacco), 2506 nucleotides long. Its product is annotated as pentatricopeptide repeat-containing protein At3g61360. Gene Ontology annotation, molecular function: protein binding. The record is from RefSeq and is a predicted model, not a curated record. Lineage: Eukaryota; Viridiplantae; Streptophyta; Magnoliopsida; Solanales; Solanaceae.
GAUCUUAUAAAUCGCGUUUGGAAUUGCGACCGCGUUCCAGCCUCCUAAACAAAGACCUUCGAAUUCCCUUAUUUCCCAAAGCCCUAAUAGUCUCUUCAUAAAGUCGCGCAUUUGCUCGUUCUUUGUGUAUAUCAACAGAUUUCGGUAAAUUUUAGUGAUUUUUUCUCGUUUUUAUGGUGAUUAUUAUUGAAACUGCAGAAAGUUCAUGUUUUACCGUUAUUCAAUAACCUUGUGUUUUGGCUGAUUUUCGAUUUGUAAGUUUGCUUGUUGAUCUGUUUGUAUUAUGUGUAUAUAGCUUGUGCUAUUUACUUUUUGUAUUAAGCAACUGUCAGCUCAUACAGAUAGGAUAAGGUGUGGUUGUUAGCUUGCUUGUAUUGAUUGAAGCGCAGAACCGUGACUUUGUUACUUGAAAUGGUGGUCGUGCUUUCUAAACGAAUAAAUAAUUUGGGCCAAGUUUUGCGAGUUGUUCGACAGCGCAAGGAUCAUUUUUUGUCAAGCAGUUGGUUACAUUCAGUUUCAGAAACAAAAGAUGACAUUGAAACAAUUGCUAGAAUCAUCAAUGACCACCCUUUUCCUGUUCAGCCAUUGCAACCAACACUUAAACGUCAUAUCUCUCUGAGUGUUUUGUCUGCCACGUUUGUUGAAAAUGUUCUCGGUCGCCUAUUUGCAGCACAUGCGAAUGGACUUAAAGCAUAUGAAUUUUUUGAGUUCUGCCUCUGCCAUUCUGAAUAUAGUCCAACCUCAGAUGCAUUUGAGAAGACACUUCACAUACUAGCAAGAAUGCGUUACUUUGAUAAAGUUUGGGAACUAAUGAAGAAAAUUCAACAGCUAUACCCGUCCUUGCUCACUCUUAAGUCAUUGAGCAUCGUGCUAUCAAGAAUAGCAAAACAUCAAUCCUACGAAGAUGCCCUUGAAGCAUUUGAAAAGAUGGAGAAGCAUUUAUUCCCUGCGAAGAAAUUUGGCACCGAAGAGUUCAAUAUUCUUCUUCGAGCAUUUUGCACGCAGAGGCAGAUGAAAGAAGCUCGUUCAAUAUUCAACAGACUCCACUCUAGGUUCCCACCUGAUACAAAGACAAUGAAUAUCUUGCUUUUGGGAUUCAAGGAAUCAGGGGAUAUUACCGCGGUAGAGUUAUUUUACCAUGAGAUGGUUAAAAGAGGGUUUAAGCCUAAUAAUGUAACGUAUGGUAUAAGAAUCGACGCGUACUGCAAGAAAGGUCAUCUUGGUGAUGCUUUGAAACUAUUUGAAGAAAUGGAGAGGGUAAAUUGCUUGCCCACAGUACAGACGAUAACAACUUUGAUUCAUGGAGCAGGAAUUGCUCGUAAUAUAACUAAAGCAAAAGAACUUUUCAAUGAAAUUUUCAAGAGAAAUUUGCAACCAGAUACUGGGUCCUAUAAUGCCCUCGUGAGUUCUCUUAUCAAAUCCAGGGAUGUUAAAUCUGCAGCAGUCUUAAUGAAAGAGAUGGAGGAGAAAAAUAUUGAGCUUGACCAUUUAACUUACCACACUAUGUUCUGGGGAUUGAUAAGAUCAAAAGAUGUUGGCGGUGUCAUUGAUCUUUACGAAAAGAUGAUCGACAAAAAUUUCUUGCCUAAGGCACGUACUGUUGUGACGCUGACCAAAUUCUUCUGUGAGAACCGAAGACUUGAUCUGGGCUUGAGUUUAUGGAAUUACCUGAUGGAUAAAGGGCACUGUCCACACUGCCAUUCUCUGGAACUUUUGGUCACCGGAUUGUGUUCCCGUGGGAGAGUCGAAGAAGCAUUUGAGUGCUCUGAGGAAAUGUUAAAGAGGGGUAGACACAUGAGUGAGCUAGUGUUUCAGAUGUUGAAGAGGUCUCUCUUACAGCUAGGAGAGGAGGAAAAGUUACAGAAGCUGUACGAAAUGACAAAGAGGUUAGAAAUGAUAUUGCCUCCUUAUGGACAAACGAUUGGGCACAGCCUAGGUGCAGAUCUAUAAGUAAGGUGAAUAAAGAUUCUUGCUUGAUUUAUUUGAUUCUACGUAGAGCUGAGGUGUUGCAGCGCUUUUGUCUCAAUUCUCUCUUGGCACAUGUAUCUUUUGAUCACAUUAAGGAGUUUUUCCUAGAAAAGAGGUGAACGCACUUCUUACAGCCACUGCAGUGCUACAUGAGAUGCAUAUAACUGUUAGAAAGUAAAAUUUUGGCGGUGCCGUCUAAAACUAAAAGUACAACCCCUGAAAGUUGGCUAGUUGUCAUGGAAGGAGUAUUGAUUGCAGUGCUACAUGAGAUGCAUAUCGCUGUUAGAAAGCAACAUUUUGGCAGUGCCGCCUAAUUGUACAACCUGUGAAAGUUGGCUAAUUGUCACGAAAGGAAUAUUGUCCUGUUAUGCAUGCGCCAAGCACACUAAGAUCCCAUCACAAGCAACUGGGAAGGAUCUAAAUACUAAAGUCAAAGGGGCCGUGGUGGUUUCAGAAAUGCAGCUGUGCGUGGUUGUGGUCGAGGUCCAGGUCGCGUUGGUAGGGGAAAUAACAAGGGUGCUGAGAAGUCAGCUGAGGA